This is a messenger RNA of Mytilinidion resinicola, 363 nucleotides long. RefSeq lists its product as uncharacterized. The transcript has 2 exons. NCBI's taxonomy places the organism in Eukaryota, Fungi, Ascomycota, Dothideomycetes, Mytilinidiales, Mytilinidiaceae. The record is from RefSeq and is a predicted model, not a curated record. The annotation marks the transcript as partial.
GGCGUUAUAUUUCUUAUAAUAAAUAGAGUUAGUAUGUUUAACAACGCUAUGCAGAGCAAAAUACAUCUCGCACUUAGAUAUAACAACCUAGACGAAGUAGCAAAAGAGAAAGUAUGGAAAAUCUUCUUCCGGCAGGCCGGUGCUACUGCUAACAUCUCUCCUAGAGAUCUGAAUAAGCUUCGCGCUUAUUAUUUUAACGGAAAACAGAUUAAGAACACUAUACGAAUUGGGCUUGCCUUAGCUAGCAACGCAGGAGAGAAGCUUGUAUAUAAGUAUCUAGAAACCGCUGUUACAGCGAACAAAGAGUUCGAACUUAACUUUAAAGGUGUUGGAUCGGUGGAGAAUUUAAACUUGUAUGCAUAG